Molecule: messenger RNA, 1512 nt
Organism: Podarcis lilfordi (Lilford's wall lizard)
Lineage: Eukaryota; Metazoa; Chordata; Lepidosauria; Squamata; Lacertidae
Source: the annotation of a GenBank genome assembly
AUGGCCUCUCUUGGUAACCUUGACACAGGGCUUUAUAUUUUCCUUUUCUUUUGCUUCUUCUUCUUCUUCAUCAUCAUCUUUUAUUUAUCCAGUUUACUUUCUUUUUCUAUAUAUCCUCUGUGUUUCAUUUUCAUUUAGUUUGCCUUUCAUUGUAUCCUAAAUGGAACACUUUUAGUAAACAUUGAUAUUGAAACCCCUGAAAACAAACUUCUUAUCUUAGUAUGAAAAGCGGCUCCUUCAGAGCAUGUGAGGUUCACCCCAAUUCAUCUCCAAAUCUUCAAAGGCAGAGUGUGAUACUGGUGUCUUUGCCCUGGCUAUCAUAAAUCAUCACAUAAGAAUCUCUGCUGGCAGAGCGGCAACAGCCAAGAACUAGCCAGCGUCCCCCACCCUGGAAGUCACUGCUUCUGUCCCUUUUGCUUCACCAAAGAGAUGACUGACGUUAGAGAUGGAGCAGAUUCAUGAUUGAACCAAACAAAAUCCAUCCCAAAAUCCAUGCCAGAAAAGAGCCAGGCUUUUGGAAUAUCAGCUUCCCAUAAAGAUGCCCCCGAAAGCCAGUCAACCAAUUAAAUGAACCCUAAAGUAAGUCCUCCCAUCUAUCUCCCUUCUGUUCUUCCUCUCUCACAAGCGUUAAGGACCAUUGUUCAAUAAUUGGGGGGGGGGCUCCAUUUCUUGCUGAGGCUGUAAUCCAUUUCUCUUUUCUCUGCAGGUGGUGAUGAAUUGGAAAUGAAGAACAUGGGAGACCAUGAUGAAAUUCACACAGGGGAGAAACGAUAUAAAAAUUUGGAAUGUGGAAAGAGCAGUCGAAGUUCCCAUUCAACUUCCCAUCAAAGAAAUCCCAUUGGGAAGAAACCUUAUCAGUGCUUGGAGUGUGGAAAGAGCUUUGGUUGGAGGGCUCAUCUCACUGUCCAUGAGAGAAUUCAUACAGGGGAGAAACCAUACAAGUGUGUGCAGUGUGGCAAGAGCUUCAGUCAGCGGGCCAAUCUCACUACCCAUCAAAGACUUCAUACAGGGGAGAAACCUUACCAUUGCUUGGAAUGUGGAAAGAGCUUCAAUGAAAAGGCCAAGCUCACUUCCCACCAAAUAAUUCACACAGGGGAGAAUCCUUAUCAUUGCUUGGAAUGUGGAAAGAGCUUCUCUCGGAGUGACUCUUUCACUUUCCAUCAAAGAAUUCAUACAGGGGAGAAACCCUAUCAGUGCUUGGAAUGUGGAAGGAGAUUCAGUCAGAAGGGAAGUCUCAAUUCCCAUGAAAGAACUCAUAGCUGGGAGAGUCCACAUAAAUGCUUGGAAUGUGGAAGGAGUUUCAGUCAGGACUCCCAUCUCAUUUCCCAUCAAAUAAUUCAUACAAUGGAGAGACCGUAUAAAUGCUUGGAAUGCGGAGAGAGUUUUAGUCAGGAGUCCUUUCUCACUUCCCAUCAAAGAACUCACAGCAGGGAGAAUCAGAAUCCCCUUGAAUCAUUGAAUUGUUGCAUUGGAUUGGAUGGUGAGAGUCGUCUUCUCCAACCCCAGCAAUGA